CACAUUCUCUUUACAGAGGAAAAUAUUUGCAGCCAUGGCGGGAGCAGUGAACCCCGCUGCAGUAAUCAGCUUGUGUAAACUGGUCGCUGAGGAAAUCAAGUUCUUGGGAAGUGUUGGAAAUAAAGUUAAAGAAAUCGAAAAAGAAUUCAACACCAUCUCAUCUUUCUUAACGGAUGCAGAUGCAAGAGCAGCAGCUGAAGAAGGACAAAGUAGUAAUCGAGUUGUCACGACCUGGGUUCAACAAGUGAGGGAAGAAGCUUAUCGUAUUGAAGAUGUCCUGUCAAAGUACUCGUACCGUGCGGCAAAACUUCCCGAUCGUGGCGGUUGCAUUGCUGCUGUCUUUUGGAAGCUCUGGCGUUUCGUGGAGGAGGCAAUCCUGAGCCAUGCAAUCGUCUCGGAGAUAGAUGCUAUCCAGUCAUCGCUUGCUAAAAUACAAAAUGAUGGCAAAAGCUUUAACUUCCAGUGUAUAGAACCAGGGUCAAGCGGUGGAAGCAGAAGUGUUGCACCACAUGACUCUCGAAUUGGGUCUUUUUUCAUCGACGAUGCUGAGUUUGUCGAUGAUGGGUCAACCAGAACGGAAUUGAUCAAUUUGUUGGUGAACGGAACUGCCAAACGCUCAGUGAUUGUGCUGGCGGGCGAAGGAGGGCUAGGCAAGACCGUUCUUGCUGGUAAAAUCUAUCAUAAUGAAGCUGUGGGAAAGCAUUUCAAUCGUCAGAUUUUGGUCACAGUCGGGAAAGAAUACAACAAGAAGAAUCUGCUACGGUUAAUCAAACAGGAGUUCGACAAGCUAAAAGGGAUCAUGCCAACCAAGAAAGAGACAAUGGAAGAAGAGAUAGAUAUGAUAAAAUAUCUGAGGGAGAGCUUGAAUGACGAGCGUUACUUGAUUUUUUUCGAUGACGUAUGGAAAGUUGAAUUCUGGGAAGAUGUAAAGCCUGUUUUACCUGAAAAUGACAAAGGCAGCAGGAUUCUGAUCACCACCCGGAACAAGGGCGUGGCUGACUAUGCAAAAUCUUCAUCCAUCUGUCAUUUCCACAUGCUGCAACCUUUGCCUACUUACACGGCAAUGCAACUUUUUUGCAAAAAGGCAUUCGGGUCUGAGAAGAAUUGUCCCCAAGCUUUGUGGGGAUUGUCCUAUGAAAUCGUUCUGAAAUGUGGUUGUGUACCGUUGGCAAUAGUUGCUGUAGGUGGUAUACUCUCAAACAAGAACCAUCUUCCCCAUGAAUGGAAAAAGUUACUUGAUGGCAUGGGCUCAAGGUUAGAAAGCGAUCCCCAUCUAAGACUUUGCAGCAGGGUUUUAUGUGAAAGCUAUUACGAUCUUCCUCUCCACCUCAAAUCCUGUUUCUUGUACUUUGGCUUGUUUCCAGAGAACUCGAUAAUUCCGACAGAGGAUCUCUUUGACUUGUGGAUAGCUGAGGGCUUAGUCCCGUGUAACAACGACUCCCCACCCGAACAAGUUGCAGAAGAUUACUUGCAUCAACUCAUCGAUCGAAGUUUGGUUCAAGUUACUUGUCGAAAUGUUGCCGGACUGGUUGAAAGCUGUAGGGUUCAAGAGUUUAUGCGUGAGAUCAUCGUCAAAAAGUCUAGAGAAUUGAAUUUCUGUCAAGCUCUAGACGGAAAAGACUUGAGCCAUUGCAAUGGAAGUCGACGCAUUUCAAUAUGCGGAAGUGGUGAGAAUAUUUUAAAGAUUAUCAAGGAUUCAGAACAGGUUCGUUCACUUCAACUCUUCAAUAUAGACAGCUUGCCAGAGUCUUUCAUGGCCGCAAUUGUUCCAAAUUUCAAGCUAAUUAAAGUCCUGGGAUUUCAUAAUGUUGCUCUAGAUCGUCUUCCGAAUGAUUUGGGGAAGCUAUUCUAUCUACGCUACUUGAGUUUGGCAUGUACAAAUGUGAAAGAGCUUCCCAAGUCCAUAGGCAUGCUUAUCAAUCUAGACACCCUGGAUUUGCGCUGGUCCAAAGUCAGAGAUCUUCCGGUUGAGAUCAAGAAUCUGAAAAAAUUACGAUGUCUAUAUGCUGACAAAGAUGGAGUCAAAAUACACAAGGGUCUUGGAGCAUUGAAAGGCCUGCAAAAGCUACUUUAUUUGAUCUCAGAUUCCAGGGUGAUUAACAACAAGCUUAAGAAGCUGAUGCAGUUGAGAAAGUUGGGCGUGAAUCUUCCAAAUGGUGAUGUGAAGGAUCUGUUCGACAAGGUUUCGAAUUUGGAACACCUUACGCAUCUGAUGGUAAGAACAGAAAGUAACGAAAUUAUCGAUACACAACAGUUGGCUCGUCCUUCUCUAUUGCUUCAGCGUUUCAAAUUAAAGGCCAACAUUACCAAGCUGCCAGGCUGGAUUUUUGAACUCCAGAAUUUAAUCUCUGUGGGCUUGUCAUCCACCGACUCAUCAUUCAACAUUUCCAUGGCUGAAAUUCAAGCUCUGCCUCAUCUAUUGAGGCUCAAUUUACAUUGGAAGCACUGUGAGGAAUUGAAUUUUGAACAGGGUUGGUUUCCGAAACUUCAGAGGUUGCAUCUUGAAGAUUUUGAGCAGUUGAAAUUGGUGACGGUAGAAAAAGGAGCAAUGAUUAAUCUUAGAGAGCUGGAAAUGGGUCCAUGCCCACUGUUGAAGGAGAUUCCCGGAAUUGAGCAUCUGACAAACCUCAAGACUCUUACGUUUGUGAAGAUGCUGAAAGAAGCUUAUUGUAUGAUAACGAGCGGGAAAUGGGAGCAGGUUGCUAAACACAUACCAGAAAUAUAUGUUACAGAUCAUUAUAACUACUUUUACACAGACAAGUUUCUUAAAUUCCAGACGCCCGAAACUGUUGAUCAGUUCAUUCAAACAUACAACGUGAGAUGAAGUAUGAUGCCGAUGAAUCUAUGUUUUCCAGGGAUCAGUCGGAAUGCCUUGACGUGUAAUGUCUACUCGCUAUGUCCAUAUUGUGAAGUCUGUCAGUAGUUUUCAUAAUCCGUCUAAAUAAAUGUGGCUGCUGUUGUUGCCACUGUUAAUUUAUAUGUAUGUGUGUACACAGUUUAAUAAUACUUGGGUUACCAUAUA
Messenger RNA from Mangifera indica (mango), 3022 nucleotides. Its product is annotated as disease resistance protein RPM1-like. Gene Ontology annotation, biological process: defense response to other organism. Lineage: Eukaryota; Viridiplantae; Streptophyta; Magnoliopsida; Sapindales; Anacardiaceae. The coding region runs from base 35 to 2824 and encodes 929 amino acids. The record is from RefSeq and is a predicted model, not a curated record. The transcript has 2 exons. Gene Ontology annotation, molecular function: ADP binding.